CUCGACUCCAGUCUGUUGGCUUGUACACCGUACGCAGUAUUCCCUUGGGCGGAUUUGGGAUUGUUCUCGAAGGUAUCCUAUGCUGAUAUCCAUAUCUCAGUUGCCUUCAGACGCUCUUUCUCUUGUAUCGCAGCGUUACUUGUUCCUCAUCGCAGCAUACUACGUAAUCAACAUACCCCCUCCCUACUGCGUACACCAGUGGACAAGGCCAUUCCAAAGUUGGAAUUUGCCGUUUCGGUGGCUACUCGCAGUGGGACUAUCCAGAAAGCAGAAUGGCAGACGUUGAAAUGAAGGAAGCCGCUUCUGGCGCGCCGAAAACCAAGACUAAGGCCUCUGAAGGCACCAACGACGGAAAGAAGAAGUUUGAAGUCAAAAAGUGGAAUGCCGUUGCUCUAUGGGCAUGGGACAUCGUCGUUGAUAACUGCGCUAUCUGCCGCAACCACAUUAUGGACCUAUGUAUUGAGUGCCAAGCAAACCAGGGUUCGUCCACAACUGAGGAAUGUACUGUAGCCUGGGGAAUAUGCAACCAUGCGUUCCAUUUCCAUUGCAUUUCGCGCUGGCUCAAGACCCGUCAGGUCUGUCCUUUGGAUAAUAGGGACUGGGAGUUUCAGAAAUACGGUCGGUAGGUCGCGGGCGACGAUCGUGGUGCUCAACGGUGCCCUCAGCAUGCGUUUUCAUGAUUUAUUCGGACGCUUUAUAAUGUCAUAUGAAUCUGCCAUUC
Molecule: messenger RNA, 721 nt
Organism: Monascus purpureus
Lineage: Eukaryota; Fungi; Ascomycota; Eurotiomycetes; Eurotiales; Aspergillaceae
Source: the annotation of a GenBank genome assembly